Molecule: messenger RNA, 379 nt
Organism: Ceratotherium simum simum (southern white rhinoceros)
Lineage: Eukaryota; Metazoa; Chordata; Mammalia; Perissodactyla; Rhinocerotidae
Product: mammaglobin-B-like
Biological process (GO): androgen receptor signaling pathway
Source: RefSeq, a predicted model, not a curated record
UCGGAGACCAGCCAAUAAUAGCUGCCUCCACCAUGAAGCUGGUGACAGUCCUCAUGCUGGUGGUCCUCCCCCUUUACUGCUAUGCAGGUUCCGGCUGCCAACUUCUCGAGGAUGUGAUUGAAAAGACAAUUAAUCCUGAUCUGUCCACGACUGAAUAUAUAGCAGCUCUUCAAGAGUUCAUAUCAGAUGAGGCCACUGCAAAGGCUGGAGAGGAAUUCAAGCAAUGUUUUCUCAACCAGUCAAAUGAAACUCUGACCAAUUUCAGAGAGAUGAUGCAUAUAAUUUACAAUAGUGUUUGGUGUGCUCCGUUUUAACUUUCCACAAGACCCUUGGCUCAGAGAACUACAGAGAAUGGUCAGAAACCGACUGCCGAUUGCUA